UACACGCGGGCACACUUAAAUAGGCCAAAAUAAAUUUUAUUUAUGUUCGUACAUUUUUGGUUGUCUGGCUUUUUGUUGUUGCGCCACAUUAACAAUAACAAUUGAAGUGCGCACCCACCGCUGCCCGCGACGCGAAGUUGUCAAGAUUCUGCAACGCACUCCUCUGUGCCACAUGCGAAAGGCGUUGCAACGUUGCGUCGUUGUCAUCGGGAACAAAGCAGCAGCAGGGAAAAGUGAAAACGGCGCCAUUUUAGAAGCCACGGCCAGGCGCAAGAAAAGUGCAAAUGCAAUGUGUAAUAUAAUAGUUCGCCCGCUCACUGAAAACCCAACUCUCGAUUAAAGCCGCGAGUGAAGAGUGCCAAGAAAAUAACUAAGCCUCCCAAGCGACUACUCCAAAAUAUGAGCAGUGGCCAAAAUGAGACGGCAGCAGCAAAGGUUCUGGAAACGCAACGCGCACAAGAAUCCGGCAGUGAAAAUGAGGAAACCGACUCCAUUACGGAUCAGUCGAGCCAGUCGAAGUCCGCGAAAUCCGCCACCCAGUUCAGCGUGCAGCGUUCGGAUGCCGAUGGACUGCGCAUGAGAAUCUCAGCCAUCCGCCCCCUGCCCCAGCCCCAGCCCCUGGCCCCUGCUGCAGCAGGAACCGCAGCAAGCGCAGCAAGCAAACCAGUGGCGACCAAAAAGCAUCCCCUGACGCCUAGAAAGAUGUCCACGCAGGACACCGAGUCCGGCGGCUGCUCCGAGGCCAAGAACAAAGCGGCCAGCAGCAAGAAGGUGAAAGUCAAGCGCAAGAAGAUUCCCAGCACGAGUGCGAUCAGCAAGUCGGAGAGUUUGUCUAGAUCUAAGAUCAAGAAGCACAGCGCACAGGUCUCGGCGUUCUCCUCGGAUUCGGAGGACGACCUGCCGCUGAAGGUGCACCAGCAGAGGGCACCUCGACUGCUUCUAACGGCCAUCACUCAGGCGGCCCAGUCCGCCAGCAAGCCCGCCCUGGACAUUGGCAUCUCCUCCAGCGACAACGAGCUGCCCAGCCUUGUGCAGGCGGCCAUCAAGCGGGUGGAAAGCGAUACGGAGGACACAACAGUGGAAGGUAGCUUUCGGAAGGCGGCCAAGGCCAAAAAUGUACCCCAGUAUCAGUCAACGCUGCUACAGGACUUCAUGGAGAAGACUCAGAUGCUGGGUCAAAGCGGGAACGCAAAACUUCCUGAAGGGACAGUGGCCAAUGCUAAAGCCAAAGAGGAAACCGUCCUGCAGGCUGCCAAUCCUCGGAAGCGGCGAGGUAGACCGAAAAAAGUGAUUCCCACGAUUCCUCCCCCCGUGAACUCUGGGCCUGCCGUCAAUGAGUCUGCAGAUUCGGGUGUAAUUAGCACCACCAGCACUACGCAAAGCACCACGCCCUCCCCCAAAAUGCAAACGGAGAACAUUGUGCCCACGGGAGCGCAGUUGCCGGCGUCCAGCAGUAAGCCCAAGAUGGAUAUGGCGUACUUGGACAAACGUAUGUACGCCACGGAGCGGGUUCUGUACCCGCCGCCAAGGAGCAAGCGGAGGCAGAAUAAUAAGAAAACCGCCUCCAGCUCGUCCGCCAAGGAGGAACUCCAGCUGGAUCCUGUGUGGCGGGAGAUCGAUGUAAACAAAAAGUUCCGGCUGAGAAGCAUGAGUGUUGGAGCAGCUAGUGGCCCUGGACCGGGCACCACCAUUUGCAGCAAGAUCCUGGCCGCCAAGAGCGGCUACGUGUCGGAUUACGGAAGCGUGAGGCAUCAGAGGAGCGCCCACAACCACAAUUCGGGGUACAAGUCCGACGCCAGCUGCAAGAGUCGGUACAGCACCAAAAGCUGUAUGAGUCGCCGCAGCAGGGCAAAGAGCUGUGGCUACCGCAGUGACUGCAAGGAGUCCGGAAAGUCCGGCCUUCGGAUGAGGCGGAAGCGCAGGGCAUCCAUGCUCUUGAAGAGCGCUGCAGACGACCCGGUCGAGGAUCAGGACAUCCUGCAGUUGGCUGGCCUAUCCCUGGGCCAGAGCAGCGAGGAGAGCAACGAGUACAUCAGCAAGCCGAGCUUACAGAGCCUGCCCACGACGAGUGCCAGCAAGAAGUACGGGGAAAUUAAUCGUUACGUGACGACCGGGCAGUAUUUCGGUCGCGGGAGCAGCUUGGCCAACACAAAUCCGGAUAACUUCAUCAGCAAGAUGAUGAAUCAGCGAAAGGAGACUCCGGCUCCGAGCAAAUCCUCCUGCAAAAUUAAAUCCCGCCGCUCGUCGGCGGCCAGCAUGUGCAGUAGCUAUGUGUCCGGAGUGUCCCGGAUGAGGCGCAGACACCGACGGAAGAGUUUCAGCAACAACAAGUCGUUGAAUAUUGAUUCCAAGCUGCUGACCGAGAUCGAGAUUAUUACGAGCACCUUUCACGCGAGAUGUCGCAUUCAGGAUGACCGACUGACUGGGAGCAGUGGCAAGGAGAAACUAAUGGCCGAUGCCAACAAACUGCAAGCCACGCUGGCAGCUCCCAGUCCCGCCCAGCAAGUGGCUCUGACCGGGGCGGGGGGGUCGGCGACAGCGCUAUCAAAGCCCCUGAAACGGGCGUUGAAGAAGCGUAAGCUCAGUGAGCCGCUGGUGGACUUUGCCAUGCUCUCAGCCAGCGCCAGUGGAACGCCCAAUGGCAGUGGCACGAGCAACGGCAAUGCCAAGAGACGACACAAGAAAUCGCAGAGCAAUGACAGCUCAAGUCCCGAUGAUCACAAAUUGCCGCUGAAGAAGCGUCACUAUCUGUUGACACCGGGAGAGCGUCCUCCGGCGGAGGCGGCCUUUGCCAAUGGAAAACUGAACGCAGAGGCUUGGGCAGCGGCAGCAGCGACUGCUAAGAGCACCGCAUCAACCAAGUCGCAGGCUCAGUUCAAUGCGAAGACCGCAAAGUCCGCUCUGACGCCCAAGAAGAGGCAUCUCCUUGAGCAGCCCGCGUCCAGCGGAGGAGCGGCCUCCUCCGCCAGCAACUCCCCCCUGAGGAUUGUUGUAGACAACAACUCCAUAAGUGGUGGCAAACUACUGGACAUCAGUCCCAGCUCGCUGUGUUCCCUUAAACAGCAAAGGAGAGGUGCAUCGGCCAAGCAGAAGGUGGCGCCCGCCAAGGAUUUGGCUCAACUGUCCCAACAGUCUCCAGCCUCCGGUAGCUACCCUCCCCCUGGGGUGUUUGAACCCUCCGUCGAGCUGGAAAUCCAGAUACCCAUCGGCAAACUGAACGAAUCGGUAAUAACUAAGGCAGAGGUGGAAUCGCCACUGCUAUCAGCAUUGGAUAUUAAGGAGGAUACCAAAAAGGAGAUUGGCCAGCGAGUUGUGGAAACAUUGCUCCAUAAGACCGGAGGCAACUUUCUGCUGAAGCGCAAGCGAAAGAAGAUCAACCGCACCGGUUUCCCUACGGUGCGCAGGAAGAAGCGGAAAGUCAGUGUGGAACAGCAACCAGCAGCUACCUUGAUGGAGGAGCAAGAGCAGGAGGAGAUGGACCCCGACGAUCAGCCACUGCAGAGCAUGAGGGAAACCAGGAGCUCCAGUAGUGCCCAAGUCCAAGCCCAUUCGCCGAUGGAUUGCGAGAGGGUGCCCCAGACAGGAGAGGCCAGAGAAAACUUUGUGGCCAGAAGUAAUCAGAGAGCGCCGAGAUUGUCGGUCGUGGCUCUGGAGCGCUUGCAGCGACCCCAGACUCCUGCCGCUAGAGGUAGGCCCCGCGGAAGGAAGCCCAAAGAUAAAAAGCUGCCUCCACCACCCAUCACUCCGGCGCCCCAAGCCGUACCAGAAGUGAAGCCCGCCAGGAAACGUGGACGGCAACCCAAGAAACCACCAGUAGAAGUGCCAUCACCCAUGCUAACGACUGCACAAAGGAAGCCUAAGCUGGAGCCAAACAUAAAACUACCAGCUGGCGUUGAUCCCAACACAAAUUUCAGUUGCAAGAUUCGUUUGAAGCGGCGAAAGAACCUGGACACGGGAUGCAAUCAAAUCACCAAGGCCAAGGCGGCUGUUGAACCAGAAAUUCCACCGGAGGUGCCCUCUACCCAGGAGGAGAUCGAUGCCGAGGCGGAGGCAAAGAGGCUGGAUACAAUUCCCAUCGAGCAUGAUCCAUUGCCUGCCAACGAAUCCCUUUACCCCUUGCCACCCGACUACGCCAGUUGCAGUGAUACCAGCGAAGACAAGGCAUCGAGCAACUCUCUGCGGAAAUUGGCAAAGGUAAAGAAGACCUAUCUGGUGGCCGGGCUGUUUUCCAAUCAUUACAAGCAAUCGCUGAUGCCGCCGCCAGCGAAGGUGAACAAGAAGCCGACUGGGGAGGAGCAGCAGCACGCCGCGUCCGGAAGUCUUCUGCCACCUCCUCCGUAUUGCGAAAAGUAUCUUCGAAGGAGGGAAGUGGACUUUGAGCUGCCUUACGACAUCUGGUGGGCAUAUACAAACUCGAAGUUGCCCACUAGACAUGAGGUGCCAUCGUGGAAUUACCGGAAAAUCCGCACCAAUGUGUACGCCGAGUCAGUGCGUCCAAAUAUAGCUGGAUUCGAUCCUCCCACCUGCAACUGCAAGAACCAGGGCGAGAAAGCCUGCUUGGACAACUGCCUCAACCGCAUGGUAUACACUGAGUGCUCGCCCACCAAUUGUCCGGCGGCAGAGAAGUGUCGGAACCAGAAGAUUCAACGACACGCCGUGGCUCCCGGAGUGGAGCGCUUCAUGACGGUGGACAAGGGUUGGGGAGUGAGGACCAAACUACCAAUUGCCAAGGGCACUUAUAUAUUGGAGUACGUGGGCGAAGUGGUCACCGAAAGGGAGUUCAAGCAACGGAUGGCUAGUAUUUAUCUGAACGAUACUCACCACUACUGCCUCCACUUGGAUGGUGGACUCGUCAUCGAUGGCCAGCGCAUGGGCAGCGAUUGUCGGUUCGUUAACCACUCCUGCGAGCCCAACUGCGAAAUGCAAAAGUGGAGCGUCAACGGACUGUCCCGAAUGGUGCUCUUCGCUAAAAGAGCCAUCGAGCAGGGGGAGGAGCUGACGUACGACUACAACUUUUCGCUGUUCAAUCCCUCGGAGGGUCAGCCAUGCAGGUGCAACACGCCCCAGUGUCGUGGCGUCAUCGGCGGCAAGUCGCAGAGGGUGAAGCCCCUUCCCGCCACUGAGGCCAAACCGGCUGCGGAGGGACCUUCGGGCAGAAACGGACGCCAACGGAAACAGAAAGCCAAAAAGCAUGCACAGAGGCAGCCGGCGGGCAGCAAGGAGGCGGCAGUGUCGGUAACCAAAAUGCAGCCACUGUCCGAAAAGGAAAGGAAGCUGGUGAAGCAGUUCAACAUUUAUUUAGUGAGGAAUUUUGAAAAGAUUCGCAAGUGCAAGGCCAAGCGAGCUGCCGCCUUGGCCCUGUCUGCACCUACAGCUUCCGCCACAUCACCAGCACACGGUGCCACCAAUGGAGAUAUUCCUGGACGACGACCUUCCACACCAUCAUCCACCUCCCUGCUGGCUGCCCAAAUAUCGGCGCUCUGCACACCCCGCAACAUGAAAACCCGAGGACUCGCCCAGGCCGUUCAUGAUCCCGAACUGGAGAAGAUGGCCAAAAUGGCUGUUGUUCUGAGGGACAUCUGCAGUUCCCUAGAAACACAGAAGAUGGCCGAUCUGUUGACCACAGUCUCCAGCAAGAAGAAAAAGUCAACGAAGAAUCUGAGCGGUAAAUCAGCGGGAUUGACAGCUGUAAAUUCGCGUGUGGAGUUCAGGGCCAUUCAAUCCAGAGUGGAGCAGGGCCAUUACAAGACACCGCAGGAAUACGAUGACCAGAUGCAGCAGCUCUUUGUGGAGGCCAAGCAGCAGCAUGGUGACGAUGAGGCCAAGGCCAAGGCCCUGCAAGCCCUGAAAGAUUGCUAUGAGCAACUGAAGACGGCCAAUUAUAGUCAACUGGUGGACAUUCUAGGCGAUCCGGGAUCCCUGCAAAGCUUUAAGCCGAAGGAGACGUUGUGUCAGGAAGAGGUGGCGCCGAAACUAGUCGUGAAGAAAUCGCCAGGAGCUGGUGACAGAGCUUCUCCACUGGAUCCGUCGUUACCGAUAGCCCCAGUGGUUCCAGUUGGUUCCCCCGAAGAGGAUGUGAUCCGUUGUAUUUGCGGCUUGUACAAGGACGAGGGAUUAAUGAUUCAGUGCGCCAAGUGCAUGGUUUGGCAGCACACUGAGUGCACCAAGGCUGACAUCGACGCGGACAACUAUCAGUGCGAGCGGUGCGAACCACGAGAGGUGGAUCGCGAGAUUCCUCUGGAGGAAUUUACCGAGGAGGGACACCGCUACUACCUCUCCCUGAUGCGCGGAGACCUGCAGGUGCGUCAGGGCGAUGCUGUCUACGUCCUACGGGAUAUUCCCAUCAAGGACGAGGCGGGCAAGGUCCUGCCAGCCAAGAAGCACACCUACGAGACGAUCGGAGCCAUCGACUACCAGGAGUGUGACAUUUUCCGGGUGGAGCACUUGUGGAAAAACGAAUUGGGCAAACGUUUCAUAUUCGGCCACCAUUUCCUGCGGCCCCAUGAGACCUUCCACGAACCCUCCCGUCGCUUUUACCCCAAUGAAGUGGUCAGGGUCUCCCUCUACGAAGUGGUGCCCAUUGAGCUGGUCAUUGGACGCUGUUGGGUCUUGGAUCGCACCACCUUCUGCAAGGGUCGCCCCAUGGAGUGCGUUGAUGAAGAUCAUUGCUACAUCUGCGAGCUGCGCGUGGACAAGACGGCCAGGUUCUUUUCCAAGGCCAAGGCCAACCAUCCGGCGUGCACCAAGAGCUAUGCAUUCCGCAAGUUCCCCGAAAAGCUUAAGAUAUCCAAGAGCUAUGCGCCCCAUGAUGUGGAUCCUUCGUUGCUAAAGACGAGGAAGCAAAAGACUGAAUUAGAUGUAGGAGUAGCGGCAGCAACUAUGCAAAAGGUAACAGGAAGGCAGGAGCAACAUCAUCAGCCGAAAACGGUAGGGAGAAAGCCUCGGGGGUAUGUAGCGGCCUCAGUGGAAGCCCGUGUCGUAACGCCAGUGGCUCCCAACAGACAGGUGAUUAAAAAGAAGCGCUCGCGAUUGGAAAAUGUUCUGAAUACAGUGAAGCUCAAGUGUCUGGAUGCACAGACAGCCCAGGAACAACCCAUUGAUCUGUCAUACCUGCUGUCCGGCCGAGGAGCGCGGCAGCGGAAGACCCAGCAGUCCAACAGCAGCAACAGCUCGAGCUGCUCGAACUCGGCAGUGGCCAGCUCAACCUAACAGAUGUAGCCAGCGAGUUGGCUAAGCCCUGUACAUAUACUACAUACGCGUAAAGUUAGAGGCAUUGCUUAAUAUUUACGAAACUUCAAUUAAGAAACGGCACGUAGCCAUGUAAGACGUAACGGUGAUAGUAGUAAUUCUAGGUCGUACAUUGUUAUGAACAAAUUUCGUGAAUAGGGUCUGCCUAACCUGGCUAAGAUGGAACGGAUGAUUAUGAAGAUUUUGAAUUAUUUAUACUCGUAAGGAUUUAUUUAUAUGUAUGAUAAUACUUUAAGCCACCACCACGAAGCCCCCCAUUUAGAUGAAUUUCUUAUGUUUUAAAUAGUUUAUCGCGUUUCCAAGAUUCAUUUUGUUUUACAUACUAUCUAUCCUCUUUUUCAACAUUUUUCAAUCCAACGCGUUUGAAUUUUGCAUUGUUAUUUUAAAUUAUUAUUGUAUUAUGUUAUGGCUGCUUAACGGAACUAUGUCAAACACCCAAGUAGGACAACUCAUUGCGCUAUUAGUUUAUAAUUAAUUUCAAAUUGUUAUUAACUGCUAACACAAAUUUAAAA
Drosophila kikkawai is the source of this 7760-nucleotide messenger RNA. RefSeq names its product histone-lysine N-methyltransferase ash1 (gene ash1). Gene Ontology annotation, cellular component: nucleus; nucleoplasm. The record is from RefSeq and is a predicted model, not a curated record. Gene Ontology annotation, molecular function: histone H3K4 methyltransferase activity; protein binding; chromatin binding. NCBI's taxonomy places the organism in Eukaryota, Metazoa, Arthropoda, Insecta, Diptera, Drosophilidae. Gene Ontology annotation, biological process: regulation of DNA-templated transcription.